Trichoderma virens Gv29-8 is the source of this 678-nucleotide messenger RNA. RefSeq lists its product as uncharacterized. The transcript is spliced from 4 exons. Lineage: Eukaryota; Fungi; Ascomycota; Sordariomycetes; Hypocreales; Hypocreaceae. Bases 81 to 407 code for a protein of 108 amino acids. Gene Ontology annotation, molecular function: ribonucleoprotein complex binding; structural constituent of ribosome; protein kinase activator activity. Gene Ontology annotation, biological process: translational elongation; cytoplasmic translation. Gene Ontology annotation, cellular component: cytosolic large ribosomal subunit; ribosome. The record is from RefSeq and is a predicted model, not a curated record.
UAAUUGAAUUGUCCAAACCACUACUCUUUUCCCGUGCAGACUUGACAUCUUCCCAUAUCCGCACAGACAAAUCUCACACAAUGUCUACCGCCGAGCUCGCAUCUUCCUACGCGGCCCUGAUCCUUGCCGACGAUGGCAUUGAGAUCACCGCCGACAAGCUCCAGACCCUGAUCGCCGCCGCCAAGGUCGAGGUUGAGCCCAUCUGGACCUCAAUCUUCGCCAAGGCUCUGGAGGGCAAGGAGAUCAAGGACCUCCUGGUCAACGUUGGCUCCGGUGGCGGUGCUGCCGCUGCCGCCCCUGGCGCUGCCGCUGCCGCUGGUGGUGCCGCUGAGGCCGCUGUUGAGGAGGAGAAGGUUGAGGAGAAGGAGGAGUCCGACGAGGACAUGGGUUUCGGUCUCUUCGACUAAACAGCCAGCUCCACCUGUUGCGGCGACUGUUUUUUCUCUUGCUUCUUUGUACUUCAACUGCAUGGCACUUCGGGGUCUUUAUCCACAUCGAUGGAUGCAUACAGGAUGGAGUGGGCGCCUAUAUCCUGCGUCCUGGGCAGAGUAGCUUCGUUCAUAAGGAUAAUAUGAUGAAUGCUCUCACACGACGGAGUUCACGCGGGGAGGGGACAAAUGGUCAAUUAAAUGACUCGGGAAGAAUAAAAAGAAAUUUUUUGACAAUUUUCACCUUUGC